GGCUUUCUUUUGACGAUUGCAUCUCCUUCAAUGCGUCGACUCGUCUGUCAUGUCACAGCUUACCAAUUGAACGAGAGUGAGACCAAGAACAAUACGGUUGCAGAGUAAAAAGCCACGAACCAGUCGCCCCUGAAUUAUUUGAUCACAGUCGGAAUAAGCCGCCGCCGCCACUGCCCAGCAAUGUUGAUCGACUGCGGCCCUUGGCUGAUUACAUAAAUAGAUUCGGAUUCAACGUUGUAUACACAGAGAAAACCAGAGCUUCGAUCGAUACCUCGAUCAUGGAUUCCGUGCAGCAAAUGCAAUCGGUAGGUGUAGAAUGUCCGGCCCCUUUCAAUACCAAUUUCUUGCCGUAAUUAGUUCAAUUACUAUAUUGAUGGAAGGAAUCGCAGGUUAGCAGGCAAGGUCGUGCUGAUCACUGGCGGAGCAAGCGGCAUAGGCGGCAGCACCGCCGCUCUGUUCGCCCGAAACCGCCGACGUCCAGACCAAUCUGGGUUGCGAACACGGACGGCGAGGAUAUGAGUAAGGUGUUCGAGAUGAAUGUGCCGCGUUCUUCUGCGCCAAGCACGCGGCCAGGGUGAUGGCGCCGGAGAAGAGAGGGGUCAUUCUGUUCACGGCGAGCGCGGUGACGGGGACGCACGGCUUCUUCGCCCACGCCUACACGUCGUUGAAGCACGCUUUGGUCGAGCUGAUGAAGAAUCUGUGCGUGGAGCUGGGACGGGACGGGAUUCGGGUGAAUUCGAUUUCUCCGGCAGGUGUUCCGACGCCGACGGGGAUGAGGACCACCGGACUGGACAGAGAGGGUGUUCAGGAGAUGAAUUCGGAGAAAGCGGCGCUGAAAGGUGUGGCUCUGGAUGAGAACGAUUUGGCGGAGGCUGCUCUGUUUCUUGCGGAUGAUGAGGCGAAGUUCGUGAGCGGGGUAAACCUUAUGGUGGAUGGCGGAUUCAGCUUGAGAAGCGCCUAGCUUGACCUUGAAAUUUGUUGCAGUAAUGGUGGACCAUGAGCUCGGUCUUUUAUCUUGUAAUCCAAUGAUAAUCUCUGUAAUGGAUUCAGUUUACCUGGCCUGGUAAGGUGGCUGGCGGCUGUUGUUCUUCCAAUAAUAAACUGGUUUUUGAAUAAAAGUGCUAGUAGCUAAUUGGCUAGCGUUUUGCGGUGGAUAUAAUGAUGUAAUUUGAGUAAAGUUCAGUUAGUACCGACCUUUCAACGUUGGUGAAUGUGUCGACCGACUGCGCGAGAGCUGGUGACUUGUCUACGGCGAAGUUCUUUCACCAGAUGCAGGAGAAAGGAAUAAAACCAGACGCCAUUACAUUCGUUGGUGUCUUGGCCGACUGUAGAGAUGCUGUGGAUUGGCAGAUGAAGGAGUCGCAUACUUCAACUCCAUAUCUGAUAAGUACAUAGUUCAUCUCACCAUUGAACACUACGGAGUUUUGGUUGACGUACUUGGGCGAGCUGGCAGAAUAGCUGAAGCAGAGGAACUGGUGUAGAGCAUGCAAAUGGCGCCCGGUCAUUUCGUGCUAAGGGGUAUGUUGGUGCCUGCAGAGUCCAUGGGAAACUGGAGGCCGCAGAAAGAGCAGAAAAGCAACUUUUGGAGCUUGAUCCGGACAAUGGUGGGAUCUAUAUACUUUUGUCGAACAUAUACAAGUUGAUCAAGAGGUGGUUCGAUGCUAAAGAGGGAUGAAGAAGCCCCCAGGAUGCAGUCUGAUAGAGAUUGAUGGUCCUGACUCCUGUGCAUGAGUUUGUGAAGAGCGAUUCGCCCCACCAAAUGUCUGAGCAGAUCUACGUGAUGGUGGAGGACAUGAAAGGGGAACUGAAGAAAUGGAAACUUAAAAACCAGCCAGUUCUGCAAUUCUGGCACAAUAGUGGAUGCAGGAUAAGAUCACAAUCUAACCAAAUGGCAGCUUAAAAAGAAAUACGAUCUCCAUUCCCCUGAAUGUUGAGCUUAAUCCUAGCAUAUGAUCUGAAGAAAUUUUUGGGCAGCAAGGUAAGAACAGAAUGAAAAGUAGUAAACAGUAAAUGCAACCAUGAAAUGGUACAAAGUGCCAAUCUUUUGACCUCUCGAGGUUGGUGACAAAGUUCUUACCAUAGCAAUGAAAAACUAUCAGCGUC
Linum trigynum is the source of this 2103-nucleotide messenger RNA. NCBI's taxonomy places the organism in Eukaryota, Viridiplantae, Streptophyta, Magnoliopsida, Malpighiales, Linaceae. The record is from the annotation of a GenBank genome assembly.